Messenger RNA from Exophiala viscosa, 660 nucleotides. RefSeq names its product GTP-binding protein ypt5. Bases 1 to 660 code for a protein of 219 amino acids. Gene Ontology annotation, cellular component: Golgi apparatus; endosome. The transcript has 4 exons. Gene Ontology annotation, molecular function: GTPase activity; GTP binding. The record is from RefSeq and is a predicted model, not a curated record. Lineage: Eukaryota; Fungi; Ascomycota; Eurotiomycetes; Chaetothyriales; Herpotrichiellaceae.
AUGGCCGCAAGAGCUCCCGCUGGUCGACCUGGCGCAGGCGGCCGAUUUGCCCAAUUCAAGCUCGUGCUUCUCGGUGAAUCCGCAGUGGGAAAGAGCUCAUUAGUGCUUCGUUUCGUCAAAGACCAAUUUGAUGACUACCGCGAAUCCACGAUCGGCGCUGCCUUUUUGACACAAACAAUCUCCCUAGAUGAGAACACGACGGUCAAGUUUGAGAUCUGGGAUACUGCGGGUCAAGAAAGAUACAAAUCACUGGCGCCCAUGUACUACCGGAAUGCAAACUGCGCCGUUGUUGUUUACGAUAUCACACAGGCCGCAUCGCUGGACAAAGCAAAGUCGUGGGUAAAAGAGCUGCAGAGACAAGCCAACGAGAACAUCAUCAUUGCUCUAGCGGGCAACAAAGUCGAUGUGGUCAACGAACAUCCCGAUAAGCGUGCUAUUCAGACCGCCGACGCGGAAGCCUAUGCUAAAGAGGCCGGCCUGCUAUUCUUCGAGACAUCGGCCAAGACAGCGACCAACGUACACGAACUCUUCACAGCCAUUGCCAAAAAACUUCCUCUUGAUCAAGCCGGGCCCCGCAACUUGAGAUCGAACCCCCGCCCAGGAGUGGACCUGCGACCUGAAUCAACCACAACGCAAGGAGCUGGUGGUUGCCAGUGUUAA